AUGCUCACGUUUAAAAAACUACAUCAGAGGAUACAGGUACCCGGCCAUCAGAACCGACAAGAUGGCCACUCCUACGGCAAAUGGUCGAAUGCAGAUCUUGAACCGACACCACCAGCCCAACGAAACUGGUCACCUUGGUACUUCUUCGCAUUCCAAUUCAGCAUCGCAUUCUCACCCACGACCUACAACAUCGGCUCAACGCUCUUCGCGAUCGGCUUAAACUGCUGGACCAUUGUCAUUGCAGCAUUCGUCGGCACUUUCCUCUGCUGCCUCGUCCUCAUCUUCAACUUCAGAGGCCCAGUCCUCUACCACGUCGGCUUUCCAGUCUACGCGAGGUUGUCCGCUGGCAUCUAUGGCUCCUUAUGGUUCAUCUUCAUUCGCGCGGUCGUAGCCAUCUUCUACAUGGGUACGCAGACAAACUACGCCUCUCGUCUGCUUGAGGUGGCGUUGAGAUGCAUCUUCGGACAUAGAUGGACAGAUAUACCGAAUCAUCUGCCCGCAUCGGCAGGCAUUACGACCUCGCAGAUGGUGGCUCUCGUCCUGACCUGGCUGCUACAGUUUCCUUUUGCUUUUCUACAUCCGAGCAAAGCCGGGCCGCUCUUCGUAGUGAAGUCGGUCCUGUCUCCGAUUGCGUACAUUGCAACCAUGAUCUGGGCUCUGGUCAAGUUCGGAGGUGUAGAGCUUAGCCUAGGAAGCGAGGAUGUUACCGGUUCAGCCUUGGGUUGGUCUUUUAUGAAAGCCAUCAACACGGUCGUGUCAGGCGUCGUUCCUCCAAUGGUCAACAUAGCCGAUCUAGCACGAUACGGCAACAGGCCAGUGCGAGAUAUCGCUCCACUGGCUGCGGGACUCUUCGUUAGCAAACCUGCUGUCAUCAUUCUCGGUCUUCUGACCACUGCAGCUGGAGCGAAGCAUUUUGGUGUGGCAAACUGGAAUCUUUGGGAUUUCUACGGUCUCGUGCUUGACGAAUUGUGGUCUCCAGAAGCUCGCGCUCUAGUCUUUCUCGGAGCCUUUAUCCAGUGCUUUGCUACCAUAGUGACUAACGUGAGCAGCAAUGCCAUACCUGUUGGAUGCGAUCUGUCCGGUCUGUUCCCUGGGUACUUCACCAUCGUUCGGGGCAUGGUUCUGUGCCACAUCCUGGUUUGGCCAGUCGUGCCGUGGCUUUUGGUGAAUUCAGCGCAGAAUUUCUUGACCUUCCUAGGCAGCUACCUCUGCUUUAUCACACCUGUAGUUGCCCUCAUGAUCGUCGAUUACUGGCUCUCGCGGCGCGGCAACAUACACGUGCCAUCUCUGUAUCGCCCGGACUCUAGCUCGCCUUACUACUACACCAAAGGCUUCAACCCUCGAGCCUAUACCGCCUGGUUGGUUGGCGUGGUCCUUCUUAUCUCUGGCAUCUCCGGUGCUAUCGAUCCGGGCUCGAUCAGCCAGACAGCUGUAAAUGUCUACAACUGUGGAUUUGUGCUCUCAUUUACUGGCGCAGCCGUGAUGUACUAUGUCCUAUGCAGGAUAUGGCCUAUUCAGCUGUAUCCUAGAGGACGGCACGAAGAUGAAGGCAAAAGGUGGGAGAGUAUGGUGCCAACUGAGGGGUUCCUCCUUGACGACUAUCCUCUACCGGGUCACAUCAAGACUAAGGUACUCCUUGGCGAGGAGCCGGCCGCUGCAACUUUCGGCGAACAGAUAGAGCGCAAGACGGGGAAGCAGAUGAGCUACCAGAAAUAG
This is a messenger RNA of Fulvia fulva, 1716 nucleotides long. RefSeq names its product Allantoin permease. The coding region runs from base 1 to 1716 and encodes 571 amino acids. NCBI's taxonomy places the organism in Eukaryota, Fungi, Ascomycota, Dothideomycetes, Mycosphaerellales, Mycosphaerellaceae. The transcript has 3 exons. Gene Ontology annotation, cellular component: plasma membrane. Gene Ontology annotation, biological process: transmembrane transport; nucleobase transport. Gene Ontology annotation, molecular function: nucleobase transmembrane transporter activity. The record is from RefSeq and is a predicted model, not a curated record.